Molecule: messenger RNA, 973 nt
Organism: Orbicella faveolata
Lineage: Eukaryota; Metazoa; Cnidaria; Anthozoa; Scleractinia; Merulinidae
Source: RefSeq, a predicted model, not a curated record
UAAAGGAAAACCAAAGUUAUCAACCUGGAAUUCAUUUGCAAAUUGACUGGAAAAAGAGGCAAAAAUUAGUGAGUCCAAGCAGCGGUGGAUGCCGGAGAAGAAAGAAUGGAAGCGUUCCGAUACAUCUAAAGUUGAUAGGCGUAAGCCAGCUGACAAAUCCCUACCUGGUCUGUUCGCGGGAGCCACGGGAGAAUCUUUACGCGCCAGCUAUGGAACAAAGACGUGCCCAAUUCACCAGUCCACUAAUCACUCUUUGCAAGAGUGGAAAAGUUUUAAGAGAAUGUUGACUAGCGAAAAGGAGAAAGUUGUUGAGGAACAUAAACUAUGCCUGUAUUGUCUAUUACCCGGUCAUCGUCUGAGUAAGUGUCGUAGUAAGAAUAGAUGCAGAGUCGAGAAUUCUGACAUGCGUCAUCAUACCCUUGUACAUGAAGUUGAUUUGAAAUGUAUUGAACGAGCAAAAGCGAAACGUGAAUCAGAACGAGUGUCAGAAGUUGAGAGAGAUCCAGCACCUGUCUCCGUAGAAAGCGAAGGCUCAUCACCAUGUCAGACUGUGGAGCCACUCGACGGGUAUCGCCAAUCAGCAUACACAGGUUGUGAGACUGGUGGUCGUGCUUUGGUUGGAAUACUUCUCAUAGUUUUCUUUGGAGAAAGAGGAAAACAACAAGUGAUGGCAUUGCGCGACUCAGGCUGUAACACGACACUUAUAGAUGAAAGCUUAGCGCUCUCACUUGGGCUUCAAGGCAAAGAAGUAGAUCUCGAAAUUCAAGGAGUAAACGUGCAGAAGGUGUUUACUUCCCAGCACAUCAAGAAAUGCCAUGUCGCACGAGUCGGAAAAGAGGAAGUCAAGUACUCUUUGCGAGAUGUAAAGACAAUUCCCAGCCUGAAUGGUCCGGAUCAGAAGUUGAAGGGGUCGACAAUCAAGCAGGAGUAUCAACACCUGAAGAACUUGGACUUAACAUGACACCGACACGGG